Eimeria necatrix is the source of this 858-nucleotide messenger RNA. RefSeq lists its product as hypothetical. The transcript is spliced from 3 exons. Lineage: Eukaryota; Apicomplexa; Conoidasida; Eucoccidiorida; Eimeriidae. Gene Ontology annotation, biological process: U4 snRNA 3'-end processing; CUT catabolic process; TRAMP-dependent tRNA surveillance pathway. Bases 1 to 858 code for a protein of 285 amino acids. The record is from RefSeq and is a predicted model, not a curated record. Gene Ontology annotation, molecular function: RNA binding. Gene Ontology annotation, cellular component: cytoplasmic exosome (RNase complex); nuclear exosome (RNase complex).
AUGGCAACCGAAGAGCUUCCUGUUUUUCUUCCUGGAGACUACUGCCCCCUUAUUCAGCAGUCGGAAGGCACAUCAGCAGAGGCGGCAGCUGCAGCCUCGGCCUCCGCGUCCGCCGCAGCGGCUACAGCUCGCUCAUUCCAGUGGAGCGCGGUCUAUGUGCACCCUUCACACCUUUCUGGGAAGGAUGAAACUCAAAAUCAUGGACCUGAGCCCGCAGUCGAGGUAGAGGAGGCCGGGCCUUGCAUCAAAGCCAGAACGGCCUCCGUGAUGUUGCCCAGACACGUCUUACCACCUCACGGGCCUACUUAUGUUUGCAUCAGCACAAACAACAGAUAUUCUCCGCGAGUUGGCGACAUUGUUGUGGGCAUCAUUAGCUCCAAGGGCUCAGAGUACUACGGCGUGAAUAUACGAAGUGUUGGCCCGGCCCGCCUAGCAACUGUGGCGGGAUUCGAAGGUGCGACUCGACGCAGCAAACCGCAACUGAGCGUUGGCUCAGUAUUGCUGGUGCGCGUGUCCCAUCUGUCGCCGCUGCUGGGUGCAGAUGUCACCUGCUGCAGCAGCAGCUGCAGCAAGCCGUGGACCAGCAAUGAAAAGGUCCUCGGGGAGCUCAGAGGAGGUGUCAUCGUUGAAGUUGCGAUCCCUUUCGCACUCACCUUGCUGUGCCACGACAGUCUGGUGCUGCAGUUGUUAGGCUCCCGACUGCCCUUCGAAAUUGCUGUGGGACUCAACGGGCGCGUGUGGCUCCGGGCUGAAACUCCUACCCUUAGCAUGAGGGUGGCCAACUGCAUCACCGCCGCAGCGGCUGGAAAGACUCCGGCAGUUCUGCAGGCCAUCGUAGAUGCUGUCCUGCAGCAAUGA